AUGGCUGCUUCGUCCUCGACAAGUGCAUCUAUGCACGGCAGCAUAUAUGGACAUGCCUCUGUCUCGUUCUUUCCAGCAAACAUACUAAAUGGCAGUUCGAACCCUAGCAUGAUACUCGCGAGCACUGCGACGUCUGCGAUACAUAGCUCGUCUCCAUAUUCCACCGUGGUUGGGGCCAACACGACACUUGCGGCACACCUUUCUGGGACUAUGGUAUCAUCAGCAUCUGUCGUGCCGACAGCACACAUGAUACUGAAUGCUACGCAUAGUGCCGCCAUCGAGACCCAGAAUUCCACGUCAAGAGCCAGCAUGUACUUACCAUGUCCAUCUGGCAAUGCUUCGCUACAUCCUCAUAACGUGAAUGCUUCGCACUGGGAAGCUUGUCAGGCCAGCUAUGUUGCCUGGAGUAACGCCUUCGAGCCCGAGCUUACAACCUCAGUCGUCACACGCAUCGAAAGCAACCACAGCCUAACUUUCCAUGCCACAUACGGGCAUGCUAAUGUUCAUACGACUGUGAACGGCUAUCCGCGAGCGCAUGGUACGCUGACACCAACCUCGGUCACACAGUACAUUACACGCUAUCUGCAGACCAGCAUCGAAACACAGACAUAUACAUCCACCAGAAACGCAACAUUGACGAGUCCGCGUCCGACAUGCGCUAUUGCCACUGCUCAGUGUAGCAGCAUGUGGCAGAGCUACCUUAAUAGCCUUGGACUACCAACGAACGUCGCCAAUGCGACAGAGCCAAUGAUUACACCAAUGCCAACGAAUAGGCCGCGCUGUGCAUUGGACAAUACCCAGGCUACCUGCAGCAGUCCAUCGUCUGCUGACGGACAAUGUCAGAUCGAGGCUGUCCUCGGUCGACUAUUCUAUUGGCCUUCGUUUGUCGUCGACGCCAAGGGCAAUACCACCGGAACCCAGUACUACAACACAUCGGAACCCAUGACGGCCUUGUUUGGGACUGUCAAGAUGACGUACCCCUCAGUGUACCUGUUUCUGUACGAGGUAUCUGCUCGUACGCCAACAGCAUCGAGCAAGCAUUGUAUCACCAGCGCUCCUCUUGGCGCAUUGCCCAAAGUGGUGGAGAACAGCUCGGCGUCAAAGAAACCCCGAGCUUUCACGUUGGGCUGGACUCUUUUAGAGCUGCAAACCACUGCGCUGUCGAGCCUUGUCAGGGAUCUGGGCCCCGGAGUAAACACAGCUAGUGCUGUCAGUGCCAUUGCACAUGGUGGCCGAGACUACGAACAGUGGAUGCAGCGUAUUGCGAGCAAUACUGUGCUAUGGAACAAUUCAACCACUGCAUCCUAUCGUGUGGAACCAGUCAAUUACCGCGGCUUGGGCGCACCGCCCGCGGAAGCCUACUAUCUUCGUCCGGAUGGUGCGCCUGGCUGCAACUUACGAGGUCCUCAUCCUGAGUGUAGCACCAUCUUCAACGGUGCGUAUGUACCGCAACUAGCAGUGCCGACACAGGUUCGAGCCUUCCAUCCAAGUUUUGCAGACUGUGCCAUUGCCUUGCUCGGCAGUUUCGAGCCACCAGAGCCUAUCUCGUCGGGCUACCAGUACGGACCCUCCUAUGUUAGACAUCCUGAAGCGGUUCACACUUCUGUCUCAACUGUGGAUACUCCAUGUACUUCUACAUGCCGAGGUUGCUGUAUGCCAGGAGGAGACAUCGGGCCCUCGGCACCACAAAUAUUGUCAAGCCUACCACCAGCAACAAACCCCAGUUUUUCGAACAGCUGUGGUUCGGAAACGCAACUUCAAACUCACGACAAUGCUCCCACGAAUAUCCCGGCUCCUGUCACAACAGGAGAUAGUAGUCCUUUGCUGGACGAUGACCCAGCUAUUGCAACAGAUCAAACGCUGGAAUCCUCGCCAGCUGCCAUCAUUAUGAGCUUUCUUUCAUUCGGAGCCGCCGAGGGAGAUAUGAAUAACGGAGCAGGCGUGGCAACUACCACGAUCGCGAGUCCUGCUGUAACCACCGGACAAGCUGCUCCAGCGCUAAUCAGCCAUCCAAAUGCUGUCUCGAUACUCUCAGCGGCGUUACAGACCGAGGCGGUGGGGCAUUCAGCCGAUCAAACAGAACAAGCAGGCUCUGGAAGUGACGGAGGCAUCGUGGGUAGCACGCCUGAAGCAGUCUUUAAGCCUGGAGCAUCAAGUGGUUCGGCCCUGAAAUCACCAGAUGAGGUCCCGGUCACUGGCACCGCAAUGAGCAUCGUAAAAGCCGUGCAGACCGCCCUGAAUCAAGGCGCACAGGUGUCGCAGGCGUCUAUCGCUGUUGUGACAAUCGCUCGGACUGCAUACACAGCGAGCGCUAGUGAAAACAAAAACUUCGCUGUCAUAGGCGCUGCUACGCUGACCGUGGGCGGCCAAGCUCAAUUGCUUGAUGGACAGACGAUCAGCGCUGCCUCUGGUGGUGUUAUAGUCAAUGGCCAAACAGUUUCGUACAGCGCUCCCAGGACUCUUGCACCAACUACGCAAGGUGCCCUCGUCACGAUCGGCGGUCAAACCUUCACAGCUGUUCAGGUUGGCUCUCCGAGCACUGUCAGACUUGGUGACUCUAUAUUAUCAGUCGGAGGCCCACCAGCUACCAUAUCUGGGCAAGUCGUUAGUCUUGGAGCAGCAGGCUUAGUACUUCUGGGCGGCGGGAAGUCACUAAGUACAACUCCUCUGAGUCCAGCAUCAACCACCUUGGCACGCGCAAUUCCCGUGACGCUAGGCUCGCAGACAUUGACAGCUGCCGAGCUCGGUUCUGGCACCUUUGUACUCGGCUCUGUCACAUUCAGUGCAGGCGGCGCAGCGGCGACUAUAUCUGGCCAGAUUUUCUCUGCAGCGAGUUCUGGACUACUCGUCAAUGGACAGACGCUGACGGUCGAAGCCGCUGGUUCGUCACAGUCAGGUGUCGUAUUGUCCGCAAGCUCGCGCGUGGUUACAGCCGCAGAAGUGGAGCCAGGUGUGUUUGCAAUUGGAACGGCACUUGUCACUGCUGGUGGACCAGCUAUUGCUGCCGCUGGGGAGUCCUUCUCGGCCAUUCCUUCGGGUCUCAUUGUAAACGGGCGAACAAGUGCCCUAUCCGUCACAGCGAUCGAGAUAAGCCCUGGCGUCUUUGCGAUCGGCUCGAAGACAAUAAGUGCUGGUGGGCCCGCUGCCACGAUCUCUGAUCUAAAAGCAUCUGCAGUGGACUCUGGGAUCGUUGUUGAGGGACAGACCAUAGCAGCUUCUGCUCCACCAAGAACGAGUCCCGCUGUGAGCGGCGUUCGCUUUCCAGCAAGUCUGAAUCUUCCUACAGCUACGGAGAUCAGUCGAGGUGUUUUCUCAAUAGGCUUGACAACUUUGUCUGCUGAUGGUCCGGCUAUGACUGUAUUGGGUCACAUUGUCUCAGUUGGCGCUUCUGGUCUGGUUGUUGAUGGUACCUCAUACAAAGCAUCUAGCCUUCCAGCUCUUUCGACCGGAGUGGUCUUCACAGAAGAGACAAGUCUUGCUACGGCCACAGAAAUCGCUCCGGGCAUCUUUGCUGUAGGCACAGCGAUUCUCAAAGCAGGAGGCCCAGCCAUGUCGAUAUCUGGCCGCACGAUUUCUGCUGGACCAAGUGGUCUCUUGGUGGACGGUACUUCUUGCACUGCCUCAGGCUUGCCACCAGCACCAACUGGCGUGGUCUUCACUCAAGGCUCAAUCCUCGCCACAGCCACAGAGAUGGCUCCUGGAAUCUUCGUCUUCGGUACCGCAACACUUUCCGUGGGAGGACCGGCCGCAAUGAUAUCUGGCCAGACUCUCUCAGCUGCGGACAAAGGUCUUGUAAUCAAUGGUCAAAGCCUCACCGCCUCUACGCUCGUUCCUCGUCCUACAUUUGGUGUCCUGCUCACCGAAUCCUUCAAGCAAACAACAGCAACAGAGAUCGGACCCGGAGUCUUCGCCAUAGGUACCGUGACUCUGACAGCGGGGGAUUUAGUAGCUACGAUAGCUGGCGAAACGAUUUCUGCUGUUGCGGAUGGGCUUGUGGUAGAUGGACAGACUGUGAGUGCUAGCUUGCUGCAAGGCUUGACGAGUAAGGCGACGGCGGUGACGACGCAAGUGUCGUUGAGCGCGGCUGCUGCGGCAGGAGGCCCAACACAAGCGGUGGCUAGUGGUACGCAGAAGGCGAAAAAGUCUUUUGCUGUACGGCUUGGUGGUUCGAGGUUGUGGGUGAUGGCAUGCCUGGCGCUUGUGGCAAUACUUUUAGGCUGA
Molecule: messenger RNA, 4221 nt
Organism: Recurvomyces mirabilis
Lineage: Eukaryota; Fungi; Ascomycota; Dothideomycetes; Mycosphaerellales; Teratosphaeriaceae
Exons: 2
Coding region: 1-4221 (1406 amino acids)
Source: RefSeq, a predicted model, not a curated record